AUGAAGAAUAAAACGGCUAUGCAUGAGAGUUCAAUAAGAUAUAAGAAAUCUUCAGUACAGACUAGUGAUCUUGUCUCUGAUAUACCAACAGAUUUUACAUUGUUAUCCAGAGGGAAAGCCAAACAAGAAGAAAUUGAAGAUAAGGUUUUCUGGAUUACGGGCGCCAGCCGUGGAAUUGGGGAGACUCUAUCCAAGCAACUAGCUGGUUUAGGAGCCAAGCUCAUAAUUUCUGCACGAAAUGAAGCUGAACUGGAAAGAGUCAAAUCGCAGCUUGUUGGUAAACAUGCACCAGAGGGAGUUAAGGUUUUGCCUCUUGAUUUGACAGCUGGUGAGGAGUCUCUAAAAGAAAUUGUAAUGAAAGCACAGUCAUAUUAUAAUGGUGUUGAUUAUAUGAUCCAUAAUGCAGCUAAUGACGUGCACACAAAAACAUCUGCUUUGGACGUGACUCAAGAAAGUCUUAAGGCUACCCUCGAUGUGAAUCUUGUGGGGACGAUAACUCUCACUCAGCUCUUGGCACCUCUUAUGGUGGAAAGAGGAAAAGGCCAUUUUGUAGUGAUGAGCAGUGCUGCUGGAAAGGUACCUGCACCAGGUCAGGCUGUAUAUUCUGCUUCCAAGUAUGCUUUAAAUGGGUACUUCCAUACAUUGCGUUCUGAGCUCAAUCAAAAAGGUAUAAAAGUAACAGUCGUCUGUCCUGGACCUAUAGAUACACCAAAUGGUACUGGAGCAGGAUCUUCUGGGAAGAUGGUCUCAUCAGAAAGGUGCGCCGAGCUAACAAUUAUUGCAGCAACACAUGGACUGAAGGAAGCUUGGAUAUCUGAUCAUCCUGUGCUUACCAUUAUGUACUUGGCGCAAUACACGCCAGCAAUAGGGUUUUGGAUUACGGACAAGGUAGGUGGAGAUCGAGUACUUGCUGCGUCAGAAAGGGAAAAUACUGACUCAUGGAGCCUGCUUUUUGGGCAGAAGAAAAUAAAGGAUGCUUAA
Molecule: messenger RNA, 981 nt
Organism: Papaver somniferum (opium poppy)
Lineage: Eukaryota; Viridiplantae; Streptophyta; Magnoliopsida; Ranunculales; Papaveraceae
Product: dehydrogenase/reductase SDR family member 7-like
Exons: 12
Coding region: 1-981 (326 amino acids)
Cellular component (GO): membrane
Molecular function (GO): oxidoreductase activity
Source: RefSeq, a predicted model, not a curated record